AUGGUCUACAAGUGGGAGGCACACAAGGAAAUAUGCGAGCACCUCUACAUUGAGGAGAAGAAGUCGUUUCGCGUCAUUGCCGCUUACAUGAAGGAGCACCACAACUUUGGCGCCAGCGAACGCGCCCUGCAGUGCCAAUUCCGCCGCUGGGGGUUCCCGAGCCGCUACAAGCGCGUGCGCAAGGACGACCACCUCGAGCACAACCUCAUGCUGCGCGGCCGCAACGGCGAUCGCCCUUCGACCGAGGGGCCCGACGACGACGACGACGAGUCCGUGGCUGAGGACGGCACGCCGGCGAGUCCCAGGCCCCGCCGGCAUCAGGGCCAGGGCCAGGAUCAGGGCCAGGGCCAGGAUCAGGAACGGGCGCCAUCGGGUGCUGCUGCUGCUGGUGGCGAGGGACAACAGCAGCAACAACCGGUUGUCGAGCUGUUUCCGGCGCCGGUGAAGACGUCGCCUGCUGGCAAAGGGCACAACAAGCCGCGUCGCUUGACCAAGGUGUUUGGCCUGCGGUCGAGGGAUGCGGCGGCCCCCCCGAGGUUUCCGUCCGAGCUGACGCUCGACGAGGCGAAAGCCAUCUUGGGGUUGGACGAGGACUCGUACGUCGGCAUGCGCGCCAUUUUCACGCGCCUUUGCGAGGAGGCGGGCGUCGUCAAGAAGACGAUUGCCGGGCCGGACAGGUGGGAAGCCCUCAAGGACGAGCUCAUCCGCCAGUUCCCGCCCCUCGAGGCCGAGAUGUGGCAGAGCCGAGACAACCACGACGGCAAGAAGCUGGCGCUCGACGUCAUCUGCACCGACUGCACCAAGCGCCUGCGCGUCAAGAACCGCAACCUCACGCUGCCCGACGCCCGGGUCGUGCUGGGCAUCAACCCCGAGGAGACGAGACAGCUCCGCGCGUCGUGGUACAAGCUCGUCGAGGAGAACGGCGUGCACAGCAAGACGCAGGCCGGCGUCAGGCAGUGGAAUGACCUCAAGAACCAGUGGGGCCAGCGGUGUCCGAUUGUGCAGCGCGUGCUGACGUCUGGCAACCCCCAGUCGACGCACGAGGACAAGCUGCGGGCUCUCGAGCUGCUGGCCCGCGAUGUCAUGAAGAGGCGAUGGGACGAUGCUGGACGGGCGAAGAAGGCACAGGCUGGCAAGAAGGCCGCGACAACACCGAGUGCACAGACUGCAGGCAAGGCUACCAAGCAGACCCGGACACAGAUCCAGCAGCAACAGGCAGGCCGCCCAGGACUCGAACCCCGCCUCGUGGUUGCGGAUGUGCCGAUGGGCGACAAUCCUCACGCCGAGGAUCAGGACGGGGACGGGGACGGGACUGCUGGGAACGGGCAGGAUCACAUGUAUCAGUCGAGCUACCCCGAUCCUCAAGUCAGCGCGCAGCAGCCUUACGCAUCCCCACACAAUCCACAGCGGGUGGUCCUGGAUUCGACGCUGGGAUCGUCGUUGCUGAUGGCGGUGAACAGCGAGUCGGCGGCCUACCAACAGCAGCAGCAACAGCAGCAGCAACAGCAGCAACAGCAGCAACAGCAACAUCAGCACAUGUCACCUCAGCAGCAAGCGGCACCAGGGCCGCCGUCCACGAGCACGGCCAUCUUCCUACGACUGAGCCCCCUCUCGACCUACGAGACGAGCACCUCUCUCUGGAUAGCGACGAUGAGCACCCACUCGGUGCGGGAGCUACGGCAUGUGGCGGUCGAGAAGUUCCCCAAUGCCGCGUGCCUGCGUGUCGAAGGCAUUCUGAAGGACGGCAAAGGCGGCGAGAUGCCGCUGCUGAUUGACGGCGAUACCGAGCUCGAGGCCUACUUGACGCAUCUGAAUGGAGCGACGCCGACGUUCUCUGUGCAGCUUGUGCCUGGGUGGCGGCCAGCUUGA
Molecule: messenger RNA, 1869 nt
Organism: Verticillium dahliae VdLs.17
Lineage: Eukaryota; Fungi; Ascomycota; Sordariomycetes; Glomerellales; Plectosphaerellaceae
Exons: 3
Coding region: 1-1869 (622 amino acids)
Source: RefSeq, a predicted model, not a curated record